Molecule: messenger RNA, 4794 nt
Organism: Rotaria sordida
Lineage: Eukaryota; Metazoa; Rotifera; Eurotatoria; Philodinida; Philodinidae
Source: the annotation of a GenBank genome assembly
AUGAUUCGCUUGUGUACAACUCCAUUUUGGAAUAAUUCUAUAACAAAAGCACCAUAUCCUUAUUUAACUGAAUGCUUUCGUGAUACAGCUUUACAAUGGUUUCCAAUCGGAAUUUUUUGGUUAAUUUUACCAUUAUGGAUGUGGAUGUUACAUAAAAGAAAAAUUCAACCAAAACCAUUGCCUAUUUCAAGUUUAUUCAUUAUUAAAAUGGUUUUUACUAUUCUAUUUCUUCUUGUUCAAAUUGUUCGUAUUAUUUAUUAUACAUUACAAUUAGAUACAGAAAAAAGUCAAGCUAAUAUGAUAAGUCCUAUUUUAUAUACAAUAACAUUAUUAGUUAUUCUUUGGUUAAUGAAUUAUGAACGUCUUAAAGGUAUGUUUUGUUCGGGUUUACUUUUUGGCUUUUGGUUAUUAGUUUUUUUGACAAUAAUACCGGAUGUUAUCGAUUACUCAAUUGAAUAUCAACAACGAAAUAAAUCAAGACGUAUCUUAAACGAAGUUAUUCGUGUUUGGCUUCAUAUUAUUCUUGCAUUUGGCUCAUUUAUUUUACAUUGUUUAGCAGAAAAAUAUCAUUUUUCUAAAUUAGCUGCCGAUGAAAGGCCAAUUGUACCUGAAUUAUAUAAAAGUUUUCCAUCUCGUUUAACUUUCGGGUGGGUAACACCACUUAUUAUUCGUGGUUAUAAACAAUCAUUAACUGAAGAAGAUUGUUGGGAAUUGGAAAUAUCAGAACGAGCUGUUAAUGUUGUUCAUCGUGUACAAGCUUGUUUCGAAGGAAAAAUCAAUCAAGCAAAAGCCAUAGCUUAUGAACAGAGUAAAAUUUGGAAUAAAAAUUAUACUUCUAAUAGCAACAAAAUUCAAGAUGAAGAUCAAGAUUUACCAUCGAUUGAAAUAAAAGGGACACCAGCAAAAACUCGAAAACCAACUAUUUUUUGGCGUGCUCUCUUUGCAGCAUAUAAAGGCAAACUUAUUGCUGGUGGUUUGUUAAAACUUGUUCAUGAUCUUUUACAAUUUAGUGGACCGAUGAUUCUCAAAGAAGUUCUUACUUUUUUUAAUGAUCCAACAGCACCAACAUGGCUCGGGAUAUUUUAUGCUGUUCUACUUGGUGCAACUGUUCUUUGUCAAACAUUAUUUUUACAAGCUUAUUUUCAUCGACAAUAUAUUGUUGGUCUUCGAUUUCGUUCAGCUAUAACUGGACUUAUAUAUCGAAAAAGUUUAAAAUUAUCCAAUUCAGCAAAACAAGGAACAACAACAGGAGAAAUUGUUAAUUUAAUGUCAAUUGAUGCAUCACGUUUUGGUGAUAUAACUUCAUAUAUUCAUGUUUUAUGGUCUGGACCAUUUCAAAUUUGUCUUGCACUUGUAUUACUUUAUCGACAAAUGCAAUUAGCAAUUAUACCUGGUGUUCUUUUAUUAAUUCUUGUAAUUCCAUUUAAUUUAUUUUUACAACGAAUUAUAAAGAAAUUAGCAACAAAACAAAUGGUAUUAAAAGAUCAUCGAAUAAAAAUGAUGAAUGAAGUUCUUAAUGGAAUAAAAGUUUUAAAAUUAUAUGCAUGGGAAUUAGCAUUUAUUCGACGAUUAAAUGAUAUACGAGAAAAAGAACUUAGUUGUAUACGUCGAAAAGCUGUUCUAAAUGCAAUGUCAAGUGCAGUAUGGGCAUUUGCACCAAUUCUUGUAUGCAUUGCAACAUUUGCUACAUAUGUAUUAUCAUCAGAGAAUAAUAUUUUAACAGCUGAAAAAGCUUUUGUUUCAUUAGCAUUAUUUAAUUUACUUCGAUUUCCACUUGUGGUAUUUCCGACUGUUGUUAAUAGUAUUAUUGAAGCUAGGGUAUCAAAUAAACGUAUACAAAAAUUUUUAAACAAUGAAGAAAUUGAUGAAUAUGCUGUCAAUAGAACAUCUAUCGAUUCUGAUGGCAAUAUAAUAAAAAUUGAGAAUGGUUCAUUUCGAUGGUCAAAUUCAAUUGAUGAUACAAUUAUAUUAAAAAAUAUUAAUCUUAAAAUUCGUCAAGGUUCACUUGUUGCUCUUAUUGGAUCAGUUGGUUCAGGUAAAACAAGUAUAUUAUCAGUUUUACUUGGUGAAAUGAAUAAAAUUACUGGACAAGUUGAUGUUAAUGGAACAAUAGCUUAUGUACCACAAACAGCAUGGAUUUUAAAUGCAACACUUAAACAGAAUAUUUUAUUUGGAAAAGUUUUUAAUCAAAAAUUAUAUAAUCAAGUUAUUGAAGCAUGUGCAUUAAAACCUGAUUUUGAUAUAUUACCACAAAGAGAUGAAACAGAAAUUGGAGAAAAGGGUAUUAAUCUAUCCGGUGGACAAAGACAACGAGUUUCUUUAGCUCGAGCUUUAUAUAGUGAAGCAGAUAUUUAUCUACUUGAUGAUCCUUUAUCAGCUGUUGAUGCACAUGUUGGUGCUCAUAUAUUUAGAACGGCUAUUGGACCAAAUAGUUUACUAAAAACAAAAACUCGUCUUUUAGUAACACAUGGUGUAGCACAUUUACAUAAAUGUAAUGAAAUAGUUGUUGUUUCACGUGGUGAAAUUGUUGAUCAUGGACCAUAUGAUGAAUUAAUGAGUAAAAGUAAAAUUUUACGUGAUCUUGUAUAUGCAAUUGUUACGGAAGGAAAUGAACGAAGAGCAAGUGAUGCAGAUGCUAGAACUCCACCAACAUCUCCAAUUGAGAUCAGUGAAAAUAUCUUCAAAACAAUUGGAGAUAAAGCUCAAAAUGAAACAAUAAAAUCAGCAACAAUUGAAAUACCUUCAAAUGAAUUAAAAGAAAAAAAAGAUAAACUUAUUCAAAAAGAAACUGUUGAAACUGGUUCAGUUAAAUUAAAUGUAUUUCUUACGUAUAUUCAUGCAUGUACAAUGCCAAUGGUUUUAUUAAUAUUUAUUUUAUUUUCAUUAACAACACUUACAUCAUUAAGUACAAAUAUAUGGUUAUCAAGAUGGACAGAUCGAUCUAAAAAUGAAACAAUAUCAACUAAUGAUACAUCAUCAUCAUCAUCAAUGAGUAAAAUCCAUGGUUUAACAAUUUAUUCAAUAUUAGGUUUUUGUCAAGGCACUUAUAUGAUGUUUAAAACAAGUUUAAAUGCAUCACGUAAAUUAUUUAAUAGAUUUCUUCUUAAUUUAUUUCAAUUAUCAUUAUCAUUUUUUGAACAAACACCUAUUGGUCGAAUAAUAAAUCGUUUUACAAAUGAUUUUGAUAUCAUUGAUGACGUUAUAAUGUUUACAUUACGUUCAACGCUUAAUGCCAUACUUGGAUUUGUGGCUUUUUCUUUACAAUUUUUCGUUUAUUUUGCUGCUUAUGCUGCUAGUAGAAAAUUACAUUCUUCUAUAUUAUUUGGUGUAUUACGUGCACCAAUGGCUUUUUUUGAUACAACACCAAUCGGUAGAAUAAUCAAUCGCUUUGCUAAAGAUAUUGAUGCAAUUGAUUCAUCUUUACCUACUUCAUUUUCCUCAUCAUUUACUACAUUAGCACAUGUAUUAAUAACGAUUAUUAUACUUAUAUAUGGAUCAUGGCUUGCCAUUUGUGCAUUAAUACCGCUUGCUAUAGUUUUUUCUUUUAUUCAGCGUGUUUAUGUAGCAUCUUCAAGACAACUUCGACGUCUUGAUUCAAGUACACGUAGUCCUGUUUAUUCAAAUUUUGGAGAAACAAUUCAAGGACUUAGUUCAAUUAGAGCUUACAAUGUACAACAACGUUUUAUUGAUAUAUCAGAUCGAUUACUUGAUAGAAAUCAAUCAUGUUAUUUAGCUAGUUGUAUUACUAAUAGAUGGCUUGCAGUACGUUUAGAAGCAAUUGCCAAUGCAUUAACAUUAUGUACAGCUUUAUUUGCUGUUCUUAUGCGUUAUCGUCUUACAGCAGGUAUUGUUGGUUUAACAAUAACUUAUGCAAUGCAAAUAACUCAAACACUUAAUUGGCUUGUUCGUAUGGCAAGUGAUAUUGAAACAAAUAUUGUUAGUGUUGAACGUGUUAAUGAAUAUGCUGAAUUAAAACCAGAAGCUCCAUGGGAUAUACCAGAAAAGAAACCACCAAUUGAUUGGCCAACUACUGGAGAAAUUCAAAUUAAUAAAUUAUCAACAAAAUAUCGUGAAAAUUUAGAAUUAGUUCUUCAAGAUAUAACAGUUAAUAUUCAACCAGGAGAAAAAAUUGGUAUUAUUGGACGUACAGGUAGUGGAAAAAGUAGUUUUUGUAUUACAUUAUUUCGUAUAAUUGAACCAACAAAUGGUGAAAUAAUUGUUGAUAAUAUUGAUAUUCGUCAUAUUGGUUUACAUGAUCUUCGAUCAAAAAUAACUAUUAUUCCACAAGAUGCAGUUAUUUUUGCUGGAACAGUACGAUUUAAUGUUGAUCCAUUUGGUAAUUAUAGUGAUGCAGAAAUUUGGACAGCAUUAGAAUUAGUACAUUUAAAAGAACGUCUUAGAUCAAUGGAAAAUGGUCUUUCACAUUUAUUAACUGAAGGUGGAGAAAAUUUAAGUGCUGGUGAAAGACAAUUAUUAUGUAUGGCAAGAGCUUUAGUACGAAAGAGUAAAAUUUUUGUACUUGAUGAAGCAACAGCUGCUAUUGAUAUGGAAACUGAUCGAUUAAUACAAAUGACAAUUCGAUCAGCUUUUAAAAAUGCAACAGUAAUAACUAUUGCACAUCGACUUCAUACAAUUUUAGAUAGUACAAAAAUUCUUGUUUUAUCUAAUGGUCGUUUACAAGAAUAUGAUGAACCAAAACGUUUAGCAGCAAAUCCAGAAUCUGCUUUUGCUAAAUUAUUACGUGAUGCACGUAUCAAUUUAUUUACUGUGAAUCCAAACUUAGAAAAAAACUGA